Molecule: messenger RNA, 1488 nt
Organism: Emiliania huxleyi CCMP1516
Lineage: Eukaryota; Haptophyta; Isochrysidales; Noelaerhabdaceae
Exons: 2
Coding region: 1-1488 (495 amino acids)
Source: RefSeq, a predicted model, not a curated record
AUGGCGGACAUCUCCGCCACGCCCAGCAGCGAAAAAAUGGCCAAUCCGAUCACCGACUACUCUGCCGAUCCCGUCACUCUCGACGACGACCUCGGCCUGCGCCCUCGCGCCCGCGCCGUCUCCGGCCUGCGCCCCUGCGCCCGCGCCAUCUUCGGCUCAGCGCCGCCCAUCAUCCAGCUCGCCCUCUCCAUCGCCACCUCCAUCUUUGUCGUCACCGUCGACUUUGUCCACUACUUUCUCACUGCCGCCCGCCGGCUCGUUGUGUGCGCUCGCGAGCGGUUCACCGCCGCUUGCGCUCUCUCUGCGGCCUGCGUGGCUCGCGCCAAGACUCGCGUCGCUUUCGGCUCCGGAGUCUACUGCGUUUUCACCAUCCUGCUCACCGUCAUCCUCGCCGUCGCUGUUUCUGGACCAACACCAGUGCCAGUCCCCUCAGAGCCGCUUCCAGACAUGAUCUCCAUCAACGGCGCCUGCCAUUUUGCGCUCACCAGCUCCUCUGCGUCGGCACAGCCUCCAGGACGGCCGCCAGGCGCUCCCGGAAGGCAGACCGAUGGAUGGUUUACAACCGUCGUCACAGCCGAGCUCUCCGCCAGCGCCUCCGCCACCAGCGCCGUCGCCGCCGCCGUCACCGUCGAGUACUCGAGUCUCGCUUCCGUCAUCGAGAGUGACAACUCACAUCGCACAGCCAGUGCCUCACGCUUCAGCUUUCAUAGCUUUACCUCCGGCUCCGCGCCGCGCUUCGCCUCCGUCAAGGGCGACCUCGGCCUGCGCCCUCGCGCCCGCGCCGUCUCCGGCCUGCGCCCCUGCGCCCGCGCCUUCUCCGGCUCCGCGCCGCGCCUCGCCUCCGUCAAGGGCGACCUCGGCCUGCGCCCCUGCGCCCGCGCCUUCUCCGGCUCCGCGCCGCGCCUCGCCUCCGUCAAGGGCGACCUCGGCCCGCGCCCUCGCGCCCGCGCCGUCUCCGGCUCCGCGCCGCGCCUCGCCUCCGUCAAGGGCGACCUCGGCCUGCGCCCUCGCGCCCGCGCCGUCUCCGGCCUGCGCCCCUGCGCCCGCGCCUUCUCUGGCUCCGCGCCGCGCCUCGCCUCCGUCAAGGGCGACCUCGGCCUGCGCCCCUGCGCCCGCGCCUUCUCCGGCUCCGCGCCGCGCCUCGCCUCCGUCAAGGGCGACCUCGGCCUGCGCCCCUGCGCCCGCGCCUUCUCCGGCUCCGCGCCGCGCCUCGCCUCCGCCAAGGGCGACCUCGGCCUGCGCCCUAGACAGCACUCCCCACAGCAAAAGAGCAGACGUGCCGCUGUGAGCAUCGCUGAGCAGCACCAACGACCGCUUGCGGGGUCGCCGCAGGCCGGCGCCAAGCUGCAUCUGACGCCGGCAUGCCGUUCAAACCCCGGCACCAAGCGCCCGCGGGAAUGGGAGACCGCCUGCCCAGAAUUAAGAUCGGCCGCGCACUGCUCUGGCUCCACCAUGCCACCGCCCAUGAGAUCUCUGACGCACGUGUGA